Chaetomium globosum CBS 148.51 is the source of this 1038-nucleotide messenger RNA. RefSeq lists its product as uncharacterized. Gene Ontology annotation, molecular function: chitin binding; chitinase activity. The transcript is spliced from 4 exons. Gene Ontology annotation, biological process: chitin catabolic process; carbohydrate metabolic process. The record is from RefSeq and is a predicted model, not a curated record. Bases 1 to 1038 code for a protein of 345 amino acids. NCBI's taxonomy places the organism in Eukaryota, Fungi, Ascomycota, Sordariomycetes, Sordariales, Chaetomiaceae. Gene Ontology annotation, cellular component: extracellular region.
AUGUCGUCUUCAUCACGCAAAGCUCACUUCAUGCACACCAACGCCGUUUACUGGCCCAACUUCCGCGUCUACAAUGGGGACACACCGGGUCAGCUGAACUAUGGCUGUAUCAACCGCGUUCACUACGCCUUCGCCAAUGUGACGGCCGAUGGGGGCGUAUUUCUCAGUGACGAGUGGGCCGACGCUCGGGCACCCUGUGAUGGUGUCCAGGGCGCCUUGGGGUCAUUUAUGCAUCUCAAGCAGAGAUACCGCCAUCUACAAGUCGUCCUCUCGAUUGGGGGCGGCGACUCGGCCGAGACUUUUCCCAUCGUAGCAUCUAGUGCCGUCCUCCGAGACAACUUUGCUCGCUCAGCGCGAGGCCUUGUCGAAGCCUCGGGCCUCGACGGCAUCGACAGUAAGUUUGAAAUCUCCAAGACACUCAUCUUUCCGAAGUCCACGUUGUUAAUCGAUUCAGUUGUCUGGGAGUACCCGUGCACCCCGGAACAGGGGAGGGACUUCCUCGCGCUGGUCGCGGCGAUCCGCAUCCACCUUCCCGAAGACCGCUACCUGCUCACUGCCACUCUCCCGGCCGUGAAGCCGGUCCUCCAGAACAUCGACCUCCGCCAAACCGCCGAGUACCUCGACACGCUCAACCUGACGGCCUACGACUUCUUCGGUCACUGGACCCACAAGAGCGGCCACCACGCACAACUAUACGCGAUGAACAAGGACGAGCCGUCGGGAGCCGCGGGGGUGAAGGACCUCAUGUCCUCCGGCGUACCAGGGAAGAAGAUCCUGUUGGGAAUCCCACUUUUCGGCCGCAGCUUCCUUGGCGUCGCCGGGCCGGGCCACAAGAACCGGGGUGCCGGCGGCAAGGACGGGUCCUUUGAGUACAACCAACUACCACGCAAAGGGACCAAGGAGCAGGUCGACAAGCGGGCUGUGGCGGCCCAGUGUAAGGGGCUCGGGGGGCUCUUCUACUGGAGCGCGCCGUGCGAUGCGAAAGACUCUAAACGGAGUCUCAUCGCAACGGGCUUUAAGGCUCUGCACAGCUCUUGA